GCUUUUGGUAGGUAUUUGCUCUCCUCCCACUGAAGGAGGGGAGACACCUUGCGUGAUAUCACGCCUCUAUAUAAGAGCGCAUCCGAGCGAAGUGCUCACUUCGUCCGGGACGACACAACGUGGUACACUGCAAACAUGCAAAGCAGUCACAAGCCGCUGUUCGCCAACUGGCUAAUCGAGCAAGUGGAAACUGGGAACUAUCCGGGUUUGUCCUACAUCAGCACGAAUCUAUUCAGAGUCCCCUGGAAACACAACUCCCGAAAGGACUGCAACGACGAGGACUGUAAAAUAUUUCGGGCAUGGGCCGUCGCCAGUGGUAAAAUCCACGAGUUUCCAAACGACAAGGCCAAAUGGAAGACCAACUUCCGCUGCGCUCUGAAGAACCUCAACAAACGCUUCAGGAUGACCAAGGACAACUCCAAGAACUCCGACGACCCGCACAAGAUCUACGAGAUCAUCAAUAGGGAGGCUGCCUACCAGCCUUCGCCCCCGGAGGAAGACAUGGUACCUGUGAUCUACAGUUCCCCGACGGAGAGCUACCCACCUGGGCAUGAGCAGAAUAUCCUGGAACAACUCAUGACCUUGGAUUUACUGGAUGAACCCCGUCAACAAACAGUAGGCGAGCAGUGGGCGGAAAGCUACGGCCAGCAGAGCGCCAUUGGGCUGGGGGUGUACGCCACAAACCAGCAGGCGACGGGGGAGACGAUGCACGCCAUGCAGACCCAACCACAGCUCCAACCACAGCGGCAGGCGUACUACCCCGUCAACCCGCCGCCGGUGCUGGACUCCGGCCUGCAGCCCUCCCUCUUUGACCUGGAGAUAUCGGUGCACUACCGGAAGGUGGAGAUGCUGAAGACCCAGGUGUCCUGGCCCCGUGUCCAGCUGCACUACGGCAACGAGGCCACGGAGCUCCAGGCCCAGCCCAUCUGCUUCCCCCCCACCGACACCCUGCGGGACCACAAACAGGUGGAGUUCACCAACCGCAUCCUGAGCAGCAUCCAGCGCGGCCUGCUGCUGGAGGUGCGGGAGAGCGGGCUGUACGCCUGUCGGCAGGACCGCUGCCACGUGUUCGCCAGCACGGCCGACCCCAGCCAGGCCUCCCCGGACCCCCAGAAGCUGCCCCAGAACACCCUGGUGGAGCUGCUCAGCUUCGAGAAGUUCGUUAAAGAACUCAAAGAGUUUAAGGAGAACCGAAGGGGAUCUCCGGAAUAUGUCGUCAACAUGUGCUUUGGGGAGAAGUUCCCUGAUGGAAAACCGCUGGAGAAAAAGCUCAUUGUUGUUAAGGUGGUUCCUCUGAUAUGCCGGUACUUCUACGAGAUGGCCCAGACGGAGGGGGCGUCCUCUCUGGACAGCACCAACGUCAGCCUACAGAUCUCCCACGACAGCCUCUACGACCUCAUCAGCUCGGCCUUCGGUCUGCCCGUGUCUCAAGUGGCUCCCCAGCUCGUAGGACACUACUAGACCACAGACCUGUGGUCCAAAACACAAACCUAGUCCAGAAUAAGGGACAGUUCACCCAUCUCUCAUCUUCAUAUCCGUAUAGGCACAUAUGCUUCCUCACUCUCUUUAUAGGCCCUCUUCAAAGUUUUAAUUUAAAUGAUAAAGCUAUUGUUAAUUGUACGAUGCUAAUAGGGUAAGUGUGAUUUAAGUUGUUGAUAUAGUUGGUAGUGGGGACGUGGUUUUCAUAUAUAUUUAUGCCAGAAGGCUUCUCUGACUGUUCUAAGUCACUUUCAGUCUUAUCACUUACCUAAGUCACUUCCCUGUGUUUACAUACACUGUUGUCAAAUAUGCAUCUAUUCUCACCAUCAAACCUGUUCUAUUAGCUGGUAUUUAUAACUACCAUUCUUGGGGGUAUGUUAUAUGUGACCGUUGCUUUUUUCCAUGACGCAACUAAAAUCAUUCCUUGGUUGAUGCUAUUUUGUAGUUUACACAUGCAAUUUUUUGUCAUGUAAUGUAAAGCACAUUUCCCUGUUUGAUGACCCAUUUGUAAAUAAAUCCUUUUUGUGUUACAUAUAUAUCCUAACUGUGAGUAAGGAACAAAGGAAUUUACUUAAAGUGCCCUUCGAAAUACAGUGGGAGUUUAAUGGUUUAAGGAGCUUGGAGUGUUUUUAUUUAUAAUUAAAAAGCUACUACUA
This is a messenger RNA of Gadus macrocephalus (Pacific cod), 2135 nucleotides long. RefSeq names its product interferon regulatory factor 7 (gene irf7). NCBI's taxonomy places the organism in Eukaryota, Metazoa, Chordata, Actinopteri, Gadiformes, Gadidae. Gene Ontology annotation, cellular component: nucleus. The record is from RefSeq and is a predicted model, not a curated record. The transcript is spliced from 10 exons. Gene Ontology annotation, biological process: regulation of transcription by RNA polymerase II; immune system process. The coding region runs from base 136 to 1461 and encodes 441 amino acids. Gene Ontology annotation, molecular function: protein binding; RNA polymerase II cis-regulatory region sequence-specific DNA binding; DNA-binding transcription factor activity, RNA polymerase II-specific.